AUGAUUUCUACUGACUUACCCUGGAGGGUCGCCUUUCUCACACUGAUAAAAAUUGGCCUCUUAGGAAACAGCUCUCUUCUGUGUUUCUAUACAUUCACUUUAAUAAGUGGACUGAAUCUCAGACCUGUGGAUAAAAUUCUAAACCAACUUGUCUUAGCCAACUGCUUUGUUCUCUUGUCCAAAGGGAUCCCUCAGGAAAUGGCAGAUUGGGGUUUAAGAUACUUCCUAGAUGAUGUUGGAUGCAAGCUUCUCUUCUAUUUACACAGGAUGGCCAGAGAGGUUUCCCUCAGCACCACAUGUUUGCUUGGUGGCUUCCAGGCAUUUAAACUUUGUCCACUUGCCUCUAAGUGGAUGGAGCUCACAGUCAGAAGCCCAAAGAGCAUUAACUUCCUUUGUGCCCUCUGCUGGGUCCUGAGCUUUCUACUAAAUGUUCAUGUUGCUGUUAAGGUGAAGGGGGCAGACAGGAGCCAAAAUACAAGUAUGGGGAAAGCAUUUGCAUCCUGCAUGGCACCCUCGACGUCCAUAGUCACAUACUCACUGCUUUCAAGCAUAGUGUUUUUCAUUGACUAUGUGCUUCUGGGACUCAUGAUCUGGGCCAGUGGCUCCAUGGUCCUUUUCCUGCACAGACACAAGCAGCGAGUCCAACACAUUCACAGCCACAAAGUCUCCCCCAGACUUUCCCAUGAGGACAGAGCUACACACACCAUCCUGAUCCUGGUGACCAUGUUUGUCUUAUUUUAUUCUAUCUCUUCCAUUGUGACUCUCCAUAUGGCCCUACUCCUGACUCCAGCCAAGUGGCUGGCAGAUACCUCUGUUUUUAUGUCUUUAUGUUUCCCAACUCUCAGUCCCUUUGUGCUCCUCAGUAGUGACAUCCGUAUCUCUAAGCUUUGGCUUGCAUGGUUGGAAAAAUGCCGCAGUUUUCUCUUCUAUGUGGGGUUGUGUAUUACUCAGGGAUCCCUAGAGGACUAUCACAAAUAG
Molecule: messenger RNA, 978 nt
Organism: Jaculus jaculus (lesser Egyptian jerboa)
Lineage: Eukaryota; Metazoa; Chordata; Mammalia; Rodentia; Dipodidae
Product: vomeronasal type-1 receptor 1-like
Exons: 1
Coding region: 1-978 (325 amino acids)
Biological process (GO): G protein-coupled receptor signaling pathway
Cellular component (GO): membrane
Molecular function (GO): pheromone receptor activity
Source: RefSeq, a predicted model, not a curated record